Molecule: messenger RNA, 1790 nt
Organism: Chrysoperla carnea
Lineage: Eukaryota; Metazoa; Arthropoda; Insecta; Neuroptera; Chrysopidae
Exons: 3
Coding region: 121-1062 (313 amino acids)
Cellular component (GO): mitochondrion
Source: RefSeq, a predicted model, not a curated record
UUACGAUUUACGAAUAAUCGCGAUUUUGUUGAAGCUAGCAUAAGUUGAUGUGACAAAAAUUAAAAUUUUAAAAAUGAAAUUUGUUUGUAAUAUAAUUUGAUAAUUUAUUAGGUUUUUAAAAUGAAUUUACGCAAUGCAAUAAUUUUAACUGGUCGACGGGUAGUUUUCACUCAUAACAAACCAACAAUUCAGUUGAAGACCUUGAAUCAAGGAAAAAAAACAACAGCCAAAUUACAUGUUACACCAAUACGGAAAUAUCCUGAAGCAAAACCAAUUCCUUUGCCAGAUAAUUUGAAUGGAGUUAUACAUUCAGAAACAGCAAAAUGGUCUCCACAUCGCACAAGAGAUAUGACAACACCAGCAAUUCUUUGUCACGCUUCUUUUAGCCUCAAACAAGAUUUGAACAAAUCAAUUCAAUCAACUCCAAGAAGUUCUGAAUUCAAUAUUCAAGAUCCACACGUUGAUAGCUAUGAUUGUACUGGUGCCGUCAGUUUAAAUUCAUCAAUGCAAACAAAUGUUCCAGAGCCAUAUCAAUCUGGUACCAAAUCAACUCACUUGAAUAUGCCUGGUGGUCAAUGGGAAAGUGGUCACAAAUUUAUUGCAGAAGAUAUGCGUAGCUCACAUUACGUAAAUACAAUACGAAAAAUGUCAUCAGCAUCUGAUACCCCAGCAAAAACCGCAACAUCAGGUGAAACUACGGAAAAAUUAGAAAAAACUGAACCACUUUCAAAAAAGGAACAAUUGAAAAGAGCAUUUAAAGAGUAUGGUGCUGUAAUUGUUGUUUUUCAUGUUACACUUUCGUUAGCAUCAUUAGGAACAUGCUACUUAAUUGUUUCUAGUGGUUUAGACGUUGCUCAACUUUUAACUUCAAUUGGUUUAGGUGAUAAUCAAUUCACGGCUAAAAUAGCUGCGGGUGCUGGUACAUUUGUUGCUGCGUAUGCAUUACACAAAUUAUUUGUACCAGUACGAAUGAGUAUUACUUUAGGUGCAACACCAUUCAUCGUUAAAUAUUUGCGCCAAGUUGGUUUUUUAAAACCUCCUAAAAUAAAGCCAACGGAAUAGAAAAUUAUAAAUUUUCCUCAAAAACUAUUAAAUUUUGUUGUUAUCUCACUAGAGAUUUUCUUCAUCAUUGAAUAAACAAAAUUAGUAAACACAAUUUUAUAGGCACUAAUUGGAGUACAAUUUAUGCUCAAACUGUUUUUAUUGAGAAUAAACAGCUAACAUGGUUUUCCUUGCAUGGACUUUUUGUUCAUUUUUGUAUUUUAAUGUAUCAUAACUCAAUGUAUUCAAAUAUGAUCGAAAUAAAACAGUUUCGAGGAAACCAAAUUUUUAAAGAUUUAUGCUCUCAUUUUUGAUACCAAUUUAUAAAGAAAAACUCUCUGAGAAACAAGCUUUUGUUUAGAUAAAUUGUAAAUUGGUUAAAAUUUAUGUUGCAAUAAUUGAAAAUAAAUAAGAGCUUGUAAUUUAAUGAUUAAGAACUGCUCUAUGAAUAUUUUGCUUCCGUAGACAAAACUAAUGAGGCAGCUAUCGUCUAAAUUUCAUUUUGUAAAGUCGUAUUUUGAGUAUGUUAAGUCAAAAUAUUAAAUUUCAGUAAUUAAAUAGCGUGUGCCAUACUAUUGCCACCAAAAUUUUAUAACGUAAACUUAACUAGUUCAAUCAGAACAAACACGGGGGUUGAUGAGGUUUGAUUAUUUUUUAUUUUAUAUAGUUUAAAAAUAUAAUAUAUAUGUAUCGUUAAAACAAAACAUUGUUAUAUAUGGGAAUUUGGGUAAAUAGAUCUAUAACGAAAA